AUGUCGGAUGUUAAUUGUGAUGAAAAAGGUGAUAUAAAAAAUACUGUAGUUGCUACUGAUAAUGAAGUUGUUUCAUCAUUACAUUCUGAAACUGAAAUAUUGAAUAAUGAAAAAUUGAUAGCUAGUGAAAUAAAACGUUUAGAAGAGGUACUAGAUGAACCAUUAAAAAUUAACUCAAAUUUACCAUUUGUUGUACGUGUUGACGGUGUUUCAUUUCGAACAUAUACUCGUGGAUUAAAUAAACCAUUCGAUCAACGUUUAGCAAGAGCACUUACAUUAACAUCUGCCGAUUUACUUCAACGUUUUAGUCCUCGUACGGUAUUUUGUUGUUCUGAUGAAAUAUCAUUAUUGUUUGCCGCAUGUCAUGCAAAUGACAAUAAAGAAAGAGGUGAUGUUAAAACAAAAAUGUUUGAAUCAGAACAUAUGUAUAGUGGACGUUUACAAAAAUUAGUGAGUGUCAUAUCAUCAUAUACAGCGGCAAAAUUCAAUUAUUAUAUGCAACAAAUGGACUGGUCUGACUUACAAAAUGAAGAGACUCAUAAACGUAUUAAAUCGAGUGCUGCUUAUUUCGAUGCAAGAGCAUUUAAUGUACCAAAUGAAUUUUUAGCAAUGGCUAGCAUCUAUUGGCGACAUCGUUAUGAUUGUUUAAAAAAUUCAACAUUAACCUAUGCAUUAAGUUUUUAUUCACAAAAAGAUAUUCUUGGUAAAAAUACUUAUACACUGAGACAAUUAAUGCGUGAUGAAAAAAAUUUUGACAUGUACAAAGAUGCACCGUCAAACAUAGUUUAUGGAACAUUUUUGAAAAAAGAAUUAUAUGAAAUACAAGCAGUUGAUCGUAAAACGGGUCAAAAUAUACAAGUUAAUCGAACAAGAUUUCGAAUAGGUUCAUUUAAUAUAAAUGAUGUUUUGCCAACAAUUGAGGAUAAAGUUCAAUUUAUGAUAAGUAAAUAUUGGAAUGAUAAUAACGGUCAUAUUCAAGAUGUAAAAACACCAGAAUGGUGGAUAGAGAAAAAAAUUACUAGUGAUACUUCGUGA
Didymodactylos carnosus is the source of this 1035-nucleotide messenger RNA. NCBI's taxonomy places the organism in Eukaryota, Metazoa, Rotifera, Eurotatoria, Philodinida, Philodinidae. The record is from the annotation of a GenBank genome assembly.